AUGUCUCAUAAACUCACUUCUGUCCUUUCGAACAGAACCAUGGCCGGCAUGUCGCCGGUCAGGUCCAUCGACGCAAAGCAUGCUCAGGGCGAGGAAGACCUUCUUGCCGAAAUUGGGUACAAGCAGGAGCUGAACAGAACGUUUUCGACUUUCCAGGUGUUCGGCAUUGCCUAUAGUAUUAUGGGAUUGCUUCCAUCUAUUGCCUCUGUGACGGGUACUGGUCUAAGUUCUGGUCCUUCUGGCUUUGUGUGGUCAUGGAUCGUUGCAUCCAUUUUUAUCUUCCUUGUUGGUGUCUCCAUGGGUGAGUUGGCUUCGGCUAUUCCAACAAGUGGAGGUUUAUAUUUCUGGACAUAUCACUACGCUCCGGCGAAAAUCAAGGUCCCACUGUCUUACAUGAUCGGACUUUCCAAUUCCAUGGCUCUGUGUUGUGGAAUGGUGAGUAUUGCCUAUGGAAAUGCAGAAGAGAUCCUCGCUGCAGUGUACCUGUCAAAAAACGGAGACUUUGAGAUCACCAGUGCUAGAACCUACGGUGUGUUUGCAGCCUGUAUCUUCUCCCAAGCCAUCUGCACCUGCAUCAGCUCCAAGAGAAUUGCUUGGUUGCAAACCACCUCGACUGUUUGCAACACGGGUCUGAUUGUUCUAUUUUUGAUUGCCGUUCCAAUUGGUACCAAGAUCAACAGAAAAGAGUUCAACGGUGGAGAGUUCAUUUUCUCGAAGGUUGAAAACUUCUCAGACUGGCCUAUCGGAUGGCAAUUCUGUUUGUCGAUGAUGACAGCCGUCUGGACAAUCGGAGCGUUCGACUCGUGCGUGCACAUGUCUGAGGAAGCUCGUAAUGCCAGAUACGGUGUUCCUUUGGGUAUCAUGGGAUCUAUCGGAGCCUGUGGAAUCUUGGGAUGGUGUCUCAUUAUCUGUACAGUUGCUUGCAUGAGCACAGAUGUUCAGUCUGUUUUGGAAUCUGACACUGGCUUCCCAAUGGCCCAAAUCAUCUAUGACUCUUUGGGACGUCGUUGGGCUAUUGCCAUGAUGUCCCUCAUGGCUGUGUGUCAAUGGCUAAUGGGAUCGUCCAUCAUGACCGCUCUCUCUCGUCAAAUCUGGGCUUUCGCCAGAGAUGACGGACUACCAUUCGCAAACAUUGUCAAAGUGGUCGACAAGCGUUUGAAGGUGCCAAUUAGAGCCGUCAUUUUCUCCUCCAUUGUGGCAUACAUGAUCGGGUGUUUGUGUCUGGCAGGAUCCACUGCCUCCAACGCCUUGUUCUCUCUUGGUGUUGCUGGAAACUACCUUGCCUGGUGCAUGCCUGUGUUCCUCAAACUUACCAGUGGACGCAAACUCUUCACUCCUGGUCCUUUCUACACCGGAGACUUGUUCUCCCCACUCAUUGGAUGGACUACCUGUGCAUGGGGAGCCUUCAUCAUCAUCCUUUGCAUGUUUCCUUCGGACAAAGAGGUGUCGAAGACAACGAUGAACUACACGGUGGUUAUUACCUGCGGAACCUGGCUCUUGUCGCUCUUCUAUUACUACGUGUACAAGUACAAGUUCUACUUCGGACCAAAGUCCAACUUGUCACCAGAAGAUGUCAUUGAAGCAGCCUUGGUCGUUGGAAAACAAGACUCUAUGUAA
Molecule: messenger RNA, 1617 nt
Organism: Ogataea philodendri
Lineage: Eukaryota; Fungi; Ascomycota; Pichiomycetes; Pichiales; Pichiaceae
Exons: 1
Coding region: 1-1617 (538 amino acids)
Biological process (GO): amino acid transport; transmembrane transport
Cellular component (GO): membrane
Molecular function (GO): transmembrane transporter activity
Source: RefSeq, a predicted model, not a curated record